CCCCAAUUUCACUUUGUUUACCUGCCCCUCCCCUCCCCUUUAUUAAUCUGCGAACUUUCCCCUCUUCUUCUUCCCCAUCCGUCUUUCUUCUUAUUGUUCUCCUUUCCCAUGAAUGUUCAUCCGUUUCUUUGAAUUUUCACCCUCGCAUUGAAAAAUUCACCCGAUUUACAUUCAAUUACACCCGGAAUUUCCCCAAAUUCUGUUGGGUUUUCAUUAAAAGCGGAUCUUUUUUCCUUCUUCUUCGGCGAGGUUAUACAUUUUCCUUACUGGAUUUAUUCUCGAUCCGUUUCAGAUCUGAAAUCUGUGGCCGGAAUUUCAAUUUCUCGUUCAUUCAUAGAUGUCGAUGUCUUCCACGUAUUGGUGUUACAGGUGCAAUAGGUUUGUGAGGGUGUUGGCCCAAGAUCCAAUCGCCUGCCCGGAUUGCAGCAGCGGUUUCAUCGAGGAAGUCGACACUCCGCCGCCGCGAUCUUCUUUCUCCGAUUCUCGUCGGCGUCGUCUCCCGACCGCUGCUGCGGCAGCGAUGUACAUGAUGCCCAAUUCGGGUCAAAAUGCCGUGUCGGAUAUUGACGCGAGCCCGAGGCUGAGGAGGAGCAGGAGAAAUGGAGGAGAUCGGUCUCCGUUUAACCCCGUAAUUGUCCUCCGCGGUCCGGCCGAUAGCGGCGGCGGCGGUGGGUUCCAGCUUUAUUACGACGAUGGGGCCGGGUCGGGCUUGAGGCCCCUUCCGUCUAGCAUGUCGGAGUUUCUUCUCGGGUCGGGUUUCGACAGGCUGUUGGAGCAGUUGGCUCAACUUGAAGCCAACGGAUUGGGAAGAAUGGAGAACCCGCCGGCGUCGAAGGCGGCGAUCGAGUCAAUGCCCACCGUCGUAAUCGUUGACUCUCACAUAGCCACAGAUUCCCAUUGCGCCGUCUGUAAGGAUCCAUUCGAGCUCUCCGGCGAGGCAAGAGAAAUGCCCUGCAAACAUUUAUACCACUCCGAUUGCAUUCUCCCAUGGCUAUCCCUGCGCAAUUCAUGCCCUGUUUGCAGAUUCGAGCUCCCUGUCGACGCCGCCGGCACCCGGGAUUCAGCGGAGCCCACCAGAACCCCCUCGAACGACCAAAGCCUCAUCGCAAAUGAAGAUCAAACCGUGGGGCUAACAAUCUGGAGGCUGCCCGGCGGAGGAUUUGCCGUGGGAAGGUUUACCGGCGGCAGGAGGGGAGGGGAGAGGGAGCUCCCGGUGGUGUACACCGAAAUGGACGGUGGAUUCAACAGCAAUGGGGCGCCGAGGAGGAUAUCCUGGGGGGCAGGAGGGAGCGGAUCAUCACGGCGGCGGAACGGCGGCCUGAGGAGGGCGGUGCGGAACUUGUUUGCGUGCUUUGGCGGGGGUGUUGCGUCAUCAGGGUCGAGUUUUAGCUCGGAUUCAAGAAUAAGUCACAGUAGUGUGAUGUCAUCGGCUAUCCGGCCCAGUGUUUGAGGUCGUCGUCGGUCGGUCGGCGGCGAACGAGUCUUACCGGAAGAAACGCGCCUGGUAAAAUUAAACCUUUUUUAAUGAAGAAGAAGAUUGAUAUAAACGCGGUGUUCAUGUAAAUAAUACAGUACUCAUUGCCUUAUGCAAUUACUAUUAUGGCUCCCAAUGGGUGUUUUCAGAUUCAAUAGAAUUAUCUUGAUGCUGAAUUUUACCCCUCCCGUAGAUUUUUUCUUUCAAAUUUACCCUUCAAUGUUGAUUAAAUUUCUAAAAUGAUA
Cuscuta campestris is the source of this 1719-nucleotide messenger RNA. Lineage: Eukaryota; Viridiplantae; Streptophyta; Magnoliopsida; Solanales; Convolvulaceae. The record is from the annotation of a GenBank genome assembly.